CCAUAUUGCAAUUGAAAUAUGGGCCAAGAGAUAUCGCAACAGCAGCAGCAACACCACAACCAUAACCACAACCAUAACCACAACCUAAACCUCAACCACAAUCACAGCCACAGCCACAACCUGAAUCCGAAACGUGGUCAGCCGCUACGCAGGAGCUACAAGGAUCCCAUUUACACGCCCGCCAGCCAACUGUCGAGCAGCUGCAGCUCGCAGAGCACCCAGGACGACUACGAGGCCAACUAUCGGCUGCGCCACAAAUACAAUCUAUCCAAGCAGACGUACGAACGGACCAAGAUCCUGGCCAGCAACGUGUCGGUGCAGCAUCAUCGCAACAGUCUACCUGUGUCAGACAGUGAUUCGCAUUACGCCAAGCUAAACGGCAAAAAUUUGCUGCGCAGCAGCUCGCAGAGUUCGGAUAGUGGCAUUUACAACUCAUCGUGCCACUGCUCCUCGUUGUCAUCACUGUCGGCGGUCAGCAGCAGUUCGGCCAGCUCGAGCAGCGGCUGUCCCAGUUCGCUGGUGUCGAGCAAGUCAAGCCGAUUGCAGCAGGACAAGCAAAAGCACUAUCUGAGCCACCAUCUGUAUAUCAAGUCUUAUCUGGAUAUCUUGGAGGAGGACGAGCGUGCACGCGCCCACUUCAAGUCAGCACGUCCGGGCGGCAUUCGCAACUACACGCCCAAGAUACUUGGUGGUGGCAGCGGUGAUUCAACCACCUCAACGUUGUCCGCCAGUGCGCCAGCCAGUGCCAGCGUUGGCUAUAAGAAUCCUCCCAAACGGGCAACUGUUGGUGGCAGCUCAAGCAGCUCGGCGGCUGCUUGUAACGGUAGCGUUGCGGGCCGAACUUGCCAGGGUUAUCAAAGUGUCGAUCCCGAGAACAAGGUCCAGGAACCAUCAGUCAUACGUCGCCAGUAUGACUUUGUGGUGAUUGGUGGCGGAUCCGCUGGCGCUGUGGUGGCUAAUCGCUUGAGCGAGGUGCGCAACUGGACGGUGUUGCUGCUGGAGGCGGGCGGCGAUGAGACAGAGAUCUCGGAUGUGCCCGCACUAGCUGGCUAUCUUCAGUUGACCGAACUGGACUGGAAAUACCAGACGUCACCAUCAUCGACGCGUCAGUACUGCCAGGCGAUGAAGGGCGAUCGCUGCUUCUGGCCGCGUGGCAAGGUCCUGGGCGGUAGUUCCGUUCUAAAUGCGAUGGUCUAUGUGCGUGGCUCGAAGAACGAUUACGAUCACUGGGCAUCGCUGGGCAAUCCGGGCUGGGAGUACAAGCAUAUGCUGAAAUACUUUCUCAAAUCGGAGGAUGUGCGCAAUCCGUAUUUGGCAACGACGCCCUAUCAUGAAACUGGCGGCUAUUUGACGGUGCAGGAGGCGCCGUGGCGCACACCGCUCUCCAUUGCGUUCCUGCAGGCGGGCAUGGAGAUGGGCUACGAGAAUCGGGAUAUCAAUGGCGCCAAGCAGACGGGCUUUAUGCUCACCCAAAGUACCAUAAGGCGCGGGGCCCGCUGCAGUACAGGCAAAGCCUUCAUUCGACCGGUCCGUCUGCGCAAGAAUCUAGAUGUGGUGCUGCAUGCAGAGGCGACACGACUGCUGCUCGACAAACAGAAGCGCACCGUGGGCGUCGAGUAUAUGAAGGGUGGACGCAAACAGUUGGUAUUUGUGCGCCGUGAGGUUAUACUCAGUGCCGGAGCACUCAAUUCACCAAAAUUACUAAUGCUGAGUGGCAUUGGACCGGCGGAUCAUCUGCAGGAGCAUAAUAUACAAGUUGUCUCCGAUUUGCCCGUGGGCAAUAAUAUGCAGGAUCACGUGGGUCUAGGCGGACUCACAUUUGUCGUGGAUGCACCGCUGACAGUGACGCGUAAUCGCUUUCAAACUAUACCCGUUUCCAUGGAGUAUAUAUUGCGUGAACGUGGUCCGAUGACAUUCUCGGGAGUUGAGGGUGUCGCCUUUUUGAAUACGAAAUUUCAGGAUCCCGCUGUCGACUGGCCGGAUGUGCAAUUCCAUUUUCUGCCCAGUUCAAUCAAUUCGGAUGGCGGUGAACAGAUACGCAAGAUACUGAAUCUAAGAGAUGGUUUCUACAAUACAGUCUAUAAGCCACUGCAGCACAGCGAAACAUGGUCUAUACUGCCGCUGCUGUUGCGGCCUAAGAGCAGCGGCUGGGUGCGUUUGAAUUCGCGGAAUCCACAGCAACCGCCCAAGCUAAUACCGAACUACUUUGCACACCAGCAGGACAUCGAUGUGCUCGUCGAGGGCAUCAAGCUGGCAGUGAACGUGUCCAGCACGCAGGCAUUUCAGCGCUUUGGUUCACGACUGCAUAAUAUACCGUUGCCCGGUUGCAGGCAUCUGGCAUUCCAGUCAGAUGCUUAUUGGGCGUGCUGCAUUAAACAGUUCACCUUCACCAUUUAUCAUCCGGCGGGCACCUGCCGCAUGGGUCCCAGUUGGGAUGUGACCGCCGUUGUGGAUCCCAGGCUGCGUGUUUAUGGCGUCUCCGGUUUACGUGUUGUGGACGCCAGCAUUAUGCCCACCAUUGUCAAUGGCAAUCCGAAUGCGCCAGUUAUCGCCAUUGGUGAGAAGGCAUCCGAUAUGAUUAAGGAGGAUUGGGGCGCACGCAGAGCGGCAGCAGCCAAACUUUCUGCUGGUGUUCCUGCUACCGCAGGCUAG
Molecule: messenger RNA, 2652 nt
Organism: Drosophila grimshawi
Lineage: Eukaryota; Metazoa; Arthropoda; Insecta; Diptera; Drosophilidae
Product: glucose dehydrogenase [FAD, quinone]
Exons: 3
Coding region: 19-2652 (877 amino acids)
Molecular function (GO): flavin adenine dinucleotide binding; oxidoreductase activity, acting on CH-OH group of donors
Source: RefSeq, a predicted model, not a curated record